AGAAAAAACACUUUGGAAGAAAGUAAAAACCUUUUCUGUUGUUGGCAACUACUUUGCAUUGGAGUGGGUUGCGCUUGGAUAUAAUCAGUACUUUGCUGGUUGCCCUUGUCAACCGGAGGUGGUUUAAGCCGCUUGUCCUUUAGCUUUUCACCGCUUUGCUUUUUUCGAAUUGUUCGACGGGCAAACCUUUGUCGUCGUUCAUACCAAAGAAGGUUGCGGGGCUAUCGGAGGGUCUUUUGGUCAAAAAAGAAGCUCAGAGUCGGUUUUAUUUGGUGGUUUAUAUUCCCCUUCCCUUUGUCGUAUAUAUUUUUUCUUUGGAGGUUCCUACCUGCCCUUUCCAGCGAGGAAACCCUUUUUUUGUGUGUCGAGUCUAUUUGACACACGCAGCCCUGUGCCUACGUUGGAAGAGCUUCCGUUCGCUUGGUUUUAUCCCCAUGUCACUGAGGGUCAGCGCGUACAUGUCGUCGGUUCAGUUGUAAAAAUAAAUCCUUGCCCUUUGACGUGUUCUGUUCAAGUUUAUUUUCUGUUUCCUGUUCCUUCCUUUCUGUGUAUUUUAUAUACCAUACCCUUUUGUUUUUGCAUUCGGAGAUCCAUUGUCGACACUGGCUUUUUGAGACACCUCCCUAGCUGUAUCAUAGUAUAUUGGUACAGGUUUAUCUCUCCUCUCGGAUUGUAUUUUAAUUUCUAAUUCGAAUUAUUUGCGACGACUUUUUUGUUGUCGCCAUUGAAAUCUAAGCAAACUGCCAUCCCUACUUCAACCCGUCAUUGCCGCGAUGAAGCGCAGCAAUGACUAUGGUCCUCAGCCAGCCGUGGAUAAUUAUAAGAAACAGCGGUUUAGUCCGCAGACUCCCUAUGGAUAUCCUCUCGGUGCCAGCCCCCCCGGAGGCUUCAAUCAAAACAAUGCUGAUCUUUACGGACAGUUCGGAUCAAUGGGCCCCUACGUGAACGUUCUCUCCGGUAUGGGUGGCAUGGCUGGACUCGGCAGUCCUCCCCCGCAGGCGAGCGCAAGUCAAGGCCUUGGCCCAUAUCAAGGGAUGAACCCGAAUCAGUACCAGACGCAGUUCUCCCAGAGCGGUUCCUAUAACCAGUUUCCGUCAACGGCAUUCCAUACGAGCCAGCACUAUCAGGCUGCCAGCCAUGCUUUCAAUCAGACGAUGCGUACAAUCUAUCUUGGUAACCUUCCGCCGUUGGUUUCAUAUGAGGAAGUCAUCAACAUAGUGAAAGGAGGGUCACUUGAGCAAGUCAAGAUUCUCGAGGAGAAGAAUUGCGCAUUUGUUACCUUUGUAGAAGCAACCGCUGCCCACGCGUUUCACGCGGAUUCGCAAGCCAAACGGCCUCACAUUGGCACCCAGGAGAUCAAGGUCGGAUGGGGAAAGCACUCUACUAUUCCCCCAACCAUUCUCGCUGCAAUCCAGGGAGGCGCCUCGCGGAACGUCUUCAUUGGAAACAUUGACGAAGGAGUGACGGAACCAAUGUUGACGCAAGAGUUUGGCCGGUUUGGUCCUGUGGAUCAGAUCAAGAUUCUUUUUGAAAAGCGGAUUGCUUUCGUUCACAUGGCGAGCAUUGCUGCAGCGAUGAAGGCGGUUAGUACUCUUCCCAACGACUCGCGUUGGGCAAAUCGCCGUAUCAACUAUGGAAAGGAUCGAUGUGCCUACCAACCAAAAGUCGCUGGACUCGUACAAAAUAUGGGCUUUGGGAUGACAUUUGAUCCGUUCAAUGGCCUUUCGGGCCAGAUGAAUGGCAAUGCGGGUACAAAUCGCACAGUAUAUCUCGGAAGUAUUCACCCGGAUGUUACGACCAAGGACUUGUGUGAUGUCAUUCGCGGUGGUAUUCUUCAAAAUAUCAAGUAUAUGCCCGACAAGAACAUUGCAUUUGUCACGUUCAUCGAUCCUAGUUCAGCUGUCAACUUUUAUAACCGAGGUACUUACGAAGGGGUUGUGCUGAAGGGGAAGCGGCUCAAGGUUGGUUGGGGAAAGGCGACCUCCCUGCCACAGUCAGUUGCAGUUGCCGUUCAAUCGGGAGCUUCGCGUAACGUCUACAUUGGAGCGAUUGACGAAUUGAUUACGGAAGACCGUUUGCGCAAGGACUUUAGCGAGUUUGGCGACAUUGAGCUGGUCAACAUCAUUCCGGAAAAAAAUAUUGGUUUCGUGAAUUUUGUGGACAUUAUGAGCGCUGUCAAGGCUGUUGAAUCAAUGAAGUUGGUUCCUGACUACGGAAAGUACAAGAUAAACUAUGGGAAGGACCGAUGCGGCAACCCACCGCGCCCACCUAGGGAGAGUGCUGUGCAAAGAGCCGCUGCUGUUGCCGCUGCUGCUGCCGCAGGCCCUGCGAAUGAAAACGGAUACGGUGGAGACAAGGUCUCAACUGGUGGGAUGGGAUUGAGUGCCAUGGAGGAGACUGAGUCGUUAUUGAAUGGAACUUCGCUGUUGGGUAGCAGUGGAAGCUUUCUCUGAACGGACACAGCGUACAUUUCUAUAAUAGGCAGAUACCUUGCGGUUGGGAUUGUACUACAAAUAGGCGUUAAGUAUGGGCUCAGUAUUGCAUUUCUCCCUCUUCUCAGCGAUUUGAGCCUUUCGGUUUUAUUUCGCGACAUACCUUUCAUUGCUGUUGGAGUUGGGCUGGAGCUUUGGAAAGAGGAUACCGUAUUGGGCAGGGCGUGUUUUCUUUUAUUUGAUACUUUUGUUAUUCAUUCUUUUGUGGUACUUUCUGUAAUUUCACAUUGAAUUUAUUAUUUGUGCACACAUAUAUGACACCAAA
Messenger RNA from Spizellomyces punctatus DAOM BR117, 2757 nucleotides. RefSeq lists its product as uncharacterized. Gene Ontology annotation, cellular component: cytoplasmic stress granule. The record is from RefSeq and is a predicted model, not a curated record. The transcript is spliced from 8 exons. Bases 774 to 2453 code for a protein of 559 amino acids. NCBI's taxonomy places the organism in Eukaryota, Fungi, Chytridiomycota, Chytridiomycetes, Spizellomycetales, Spizellomycetaceae. Gene Ontology annotation, molecular function: mRNA binding. Gene Ontology annotation, biological process: mRNA splicing, via spliceosome.